GGAUACACCGUACUGUCAGAUUAGUGAACGGAACAAAUGGCUGAAGUGCAGCUGACACCGCUCAGACUGUGGGACGACUUCUACCCCGGCUCGGAAAGAUUCGCCAAACCGGACGGGAAAGAUUUGGCGAGAUGGAACAACAGGGUUGUCAGCAACCUGCUUUAUUAUCAAACUAACUACUUGGUUCUGGCCAUCGCAGUUUUCCUGUUUGUAGGGUUCCUGAACCCUCUGGGGAUGUUCACAGCCACGGCCGUGGUGUCGGCCGUCUUCAUGGCCUCGGUGUGGGCCGGAGAGAACAGAGCUGCGAUCAGCGACUUCAAGAGGCACAAUCCCGCGGCCUUCGUGAUCGCCGUCAUGGUCGCCAGCUACAUGUUGAUCUCUCUGCUGGGGAGCGUCAUGGUGUUUAUGACGGCCAUCACUUUACCUCUGGCUCUGAUAUUUGCACACGCUUCCUUUCGCCUCCGCAACAUGAAGAAUAAACUGGAGAACAAGAUCGAGGGAGCCGGACUGAAGAGGUCCCCCAUGGGCAUCUUGCUGGAGGCUCUGGGCCAGCAAGAGGAGAACUUACAAAAGAUCCAGAGCUUCCUGGAGGGAAAACUGAAGGAGUGAUUGUGCACUCGUGUGUUCUUCUUUUUCGCCAAAGAUCUUGACUUUUUGUCUCAAUCUAAACCUCUUAAAGUUUGUUUCAUGUACUGUGUGUGUUCACCCGUGUGUGUGUGUGUAUGUGUUUUGAGAAGAAAGACUGUAAUCUAUUAUCUCCUCCCUCAGGGUAUCCGUCACUCCACUCAGAACUUGUCGGGACACUUUUUUCUCAAACGGUGGUGACACACAUCUCACAUCUCUGCUAUGCAAUGUGUCAGUGUUCAUGUGAAGCACAGCUGCGGACUCCUUUUUUCUCGGUUUAUGAAAUCUGUGUUUAAUCAGUCUGAGAACCAGCCGUCGGUCCUGUCGGCCAGAAUUGUGAAAGCAAUGCAAGUGUUGCUUUGUAACAAAGAAAAAAAAAAAAACAGUGCACAGUCAACACGCAUCACUGCCGGGUCUGUACUGUUGGAAGCUUUUGACUAAUGUCUCCUCACUUAAAAAUCUAAAAGUUGACUGAAGUAUGCAUUUGAAUAGAAAUAAACCAACUUCAUGUUCACGCAGAUAGAACAGAGAAAGCACUGCUUUGUCUUGAGCUGUGGAAUACAUGUGACUCCAAACACUGAUCACUGUGUCAAUAUAAAUGAAGACUUCAAAGGAGUGCGAGGUCUUAACCUGCAGCCAUCAGUAUUCCUCCUGCACCUCUUGACUGUUUAAUCUUGACAAUGCCCCCCCCCCCCCGGGUGAUGGAUUGGCUAACUCCACGUCGUACCCCCAAUGCUAAUCAAUGGGCUGCAGUAGAUUAUAGAGAGCUGAGCGCUGCACAGUGACAGAGUGGAUUCAUCUGCAGUCAUUCACCUCCAAAGACCCGAGUUAGUCGCUGCGUCAGCUUCUUCCAGCUGCUUUUUUUUAUUUAUUGGAUUCCAUUUGAAAUUGGCUGCAGAUAACGAGAAUCCAUGUGGAACGUACAGCCCUGUUAUUUGGUUAUGUGGCAGCGUGACGAUAAGAAUGAUGGGCAUUAAAAAGAGUAAUCACUUCA
Messenger RNA from Anarrhichthys ocellatus (wolf-eel), 1618 nucleotides. RefSeq names its product ADP-ribosylation factor-like 6 interacting protein 5a (gene arl6ip5a). Bases 37 to 609 code for a protein of 190 amino acids. The record is from RefSeq and is a predicted model, not a curated record. NCBI's taxonomy places the organism in Eukaryota, Metazoa, Chordata, Actinopteri, Perciformes, Anarhichadidae. Gene Ontology annotation, biological process: negative regulation of transport. The transcript is spliced from 3 exons. Gene Ontology annotation, cellular component: membrane.